AUGUUUCUGAUGUAUCCUACACAGCAACCAACAGCCACAGCCGGCCUCUGCGCACAGCCCGCCUUCCUCAACCAGUACAUCAAGGGCCAGAAUCAGUACUGCUGUGCCGGUGUGCUGGACAUGGACACGAAGAACGGCCAACCAUACUGUUGCAUAGGCAACAACAACGCCGUCGCGACCAACACGGCCACGUCCUUCGAGACCAACAGGAGUGGCACCAUGGCAACGUGCUCGACGACCAUUCACGUCACUGAGAAGGACUACACGAGCAAGGUGGAGGCUGCGGGCACGAAGUAUGGGGUUUCGUAUGUCAGGACGACCGUCAACGCUGCGAGAAGCACCAGCAUUGUUGCCGUUACGCCGACUAGUACUGGGGCUGCGGUUGCGGCCAUGACGCCCGGAUUGAUGGUUGGUGAAGCGUUGAUCGCGUUGGGCGCUGUCGCUCUUGGGCUUUGA
Zasmidium cellare ATCC 36951 is the source of this 456-nucleotide messenger RNA. RefSeq lists its product as uncharacterized. The transcript has a single exon. The record is from RefSeq and is a predicted model, not a curated record. Bases 1 to 456 code for a protein of 151 amino acids. Lineage: Eukaryota; Fungi; Ascomycota; Dothideomycetes; Mycosphaerellales; Mycosphaerellaceae.